AUGCCGAAGCGCACUCAUGCCGGCGAUGAGAAGGUGCAAGAUGAUGACGUCCAGACGGCAUGCGAAGAGGGUGCGUGGUUUCAGGCAGAGAAGCACCGAAAGGAGAUCCGGGCCUUCUUGGCAGGCCCCGGGAACGAGGAGCGGUACGCCAUGCUAGACCUGUUCGGCGCUUCGGGGCAGAUGUCCAAGUGUUGGCGCAAAGCUGGUUGGGAGGCUUUCGCCUACGACAUCAAGACCAACAGCGAGCACGAUCUCACGAGUGCGAACGGCUUUUGGGAGUUGUGCAAAGCAGGGAAGAAGCUGAUGACGAAAGGCCUGAUCUUCGGGGGCCCGCCUUGUAGUCUCUACGUGUGGAUCUCAAAGUCGGUCCACAAUCGAAGAGAGGACAACAAGUACAUCGGAGAAACCAGGAACCUCAAGGUUCGAAUGAGCAAUCGGAUCGUGGCGAACAUGUGCGUGUUCUUGGAGGAGCUUUCCGAGGUGAAGGACUGCGUCUACUCUGUCACGGAGCAGCCGGGCAGCUCAUGCAUGUUCAAGAUGAGAAAUACCUCAUCCAUGGUCAAGCGGCUCAAGAUGAAGUUUGUUUGGACCUGGAUGGGAUUGUUUGGGCAUGAGAUGCAAAAGGGAACAAAGCUCAUCGGCAACCUCCCUUCUCUCGGCUCCCUCCGCCGUGUGAUGACACAUGCCAGCCGAAAGCAGAUCAAGAACAGGCAGACAAAAAAUGGAAUGGCAAAGUACUACACCAAGGACUCCGAUGGAAAGGUGACAGGUGGCAAGAAUCUGCAGUCCAGUGCUGCCUACACGCCUGAGUUCUGCAAGGCAGUCUACAAGGCUUGGCUUCAGGACUUGAAGGCCAACUGA
This is a messenger RNA of Symbiodinium pilosum, 861 nucleotides long. Lineage: Eukaryota; Dinophyceae; Suessiales; Symbiodiniaceae. The record is from the annotation of a GenBank genome assembly.